ACCACUCUUGUCCGGAAAAUUUCGUAGCGUUUCAAACGACGUGUGCGUGUCCCAACGAAACUUUUUCGACGCUUUCUGCAUCGCUGCACCGGUGUGAACGGACACGCGAUCGCGCGCUGUACAGUGCAUUUUUACUAUUGUGUGCGUUUCGUACUUUUGUGUAAAACGUAAUAAUAAUAUUAUUAUUUAUAAAUUAUAAUUAUUAUUAUUAUGCGCGUAUAAUAUAGCCAAUUCAGCCUGCGGGCGAUCGACGAACGACGAUAGGUAUCGAUUAACGUCGACGUAUUACACAGGGUUUUUACACGCCGUUUGACUCGAGACAAUAACUGGUUUUUCUCCUCAUAUUAUUAUAUUAUUAUUAUUUUAUUUUAUCGUGUCCGUCACGCCGCGGCCGAGCGUCGUCGACACGGGCAAACGCAAACCGUUCGGCCGAACGGAUCCGACGUGUGCACGUCGAAACGUCGUCAUUGCCGAUUCAAUCGUCCAGUCAAUAUAUUAUACACUCGGUCCGUCGUUUCGCGAAUCCAAUAUAUACACCCAGACACGACGCGUGUCGCUGUGGCGCCCGGUCAACAAACCUCGCGAAACGAUCGAUUUUUACGACUUUCGGACGUUUUACGCGCGCGAAUCGUUUUCAGUGUAGUCGCGAGGCGUUUGCGUUGCCGAGCUUUGCGUUAUGUAAUAUCGUCUCUCUCGUCGUCUACGCCGUUCGCGUUUCCCUUCCAGUCGAAUAUAAUAUAGGAGGUACCUUGCCAGCGGGACGUCGACCUAACCGCGGCACCUGUGCCUCCCCGCGUACUGCCUGCCCGCCGAGUCGGUCGUUCGUAUAAUACGUAGUAUUACUACUACACAGACGACCAUCGUAAUAGUGAAGACGUAAAAGGUGUUAUCACGGGAUGAUCACAAUGGCAGCUUGAUGCCGCUGCAACAAUAACAAUGGACUGACGGUGAUAACGUUGUUUUUUUUUCAUUUUUUUUUUUUUUUUUUCAUAUAUACACUCUACAAUGUUUACUUAUAAUUUUAUAAUUCAUUGUGUGCACGAUAAAAGAAACAAAGACUGAACGGAAUAAAAAAAAAUUCCGUCGCCAACCGCCGGUCGCCGGGGAUCGAUCGUUCGGAACCUCUCUUAGUUUUGAUUUCUUAUGCUAAUUCACGAAAAGCAGCAGCCGCCGCCGCGGCGGUUGAUUUAUUACUACAAAGCUUGCAAAUCGAUUGAUUUCGAUACGCACAAUAAUUUAUUUUCGUAACGAUGCUCUGAUUGUGCGGGCCGCGUGCACUUGAGAAAAAUGGUCACUGUCAACAGCAAUAACAGCAGCAAUGGCACUGGCAGCAAUUCAACACAAUUAGUUGAAACAGUGUCAAUCGACUAUGACGACUUCAAUGAUGCCUUUUUGACGUGCGCCACUUGUCUGUGUGUUUACGAUGGUGUUGAACGCGCUCCAAAACUCUUACCGUGCUCACACACCGUGUGUGUUCACUGUUUGACGAGGAUUGCAGCAGCUGCUAACAAUCGACGUACAGCACAAGACUUGAACAAUGGCCGGGGUAAUAGUAGUCAAUCAUCUCAGCAACAGCAGGAAUCUCAACAACAGCGGCAAACUUUUAGGUGUCCAAUAUGCAGGGAACUUAUAGUUGUUCCUCAAAAUGGUGGAGUCACAGCUCUUCCUCCAUCGUUUCUAGUCAAUCAAUUACUCGAUUUGAUAUCUACUCAUAGACGACGUACUUUAAUACCAACUUGUUGUGGCGGUGGUGUAUUAUCUUCACAUAUUAAUCAGGAAUUGCUUUAUUGUGAAACAUGUGAUCAAGUAUUCUGCUCAAUUUGUACCAAACAUGAGACAGCAAUUAGUGAAAGUACCAUUAUUUCAUCUAAAUCUCCACCAUUGGUUCAUACAAUCAUACCAGUGUCUGUAGCUAUGAAACGUACAUCUGAAAUAAUGUUAUAUAAAGCUAAUGAAUGUGUAUCAAAAUUGAACUAUUCGAGGGAUGGAGUAUGUGCUGAAUUAGAACGUUUAGAUACAGCUCGUAAUGAAUGUUUGUCUACUUUGGAUGAUACAUUUAAUGAUCUGAUGAAUAUAUUAGAAGUUCGUAAGCAACAACUGCAACAACAAAUAAAUAAGGCAUGUGAUGCUAAAAAUAGAAUUUUGACUCAACAACUUUCAGCUAUUGAUAUUGAAAAAAAUAAAGUUAUGGAUGAAUGUGGCAACGUCCAUCAAUUAUUGGAUGUGCAGUCUAUAAACCAACGGAUACAAAUUUUAAAUGAUCGUUUGCAAAAACCUACAGGCGGUAUUGAAGAACCUCGUGAAAAUGCUUUUAUUGCCUUGGAUUUAGAUGUAACAGCAAUAAAAAAUGUCGUAAAUAAUGCAAUAGAGCAAAUGGGUCGAGUACGUACUACAACUACUUGUCCUGGUAAUUGUACACUGAAUGUUGCUGAGUCAAAUGAAGAAAAUUUGUUGAUUCCUCGUUUAGUAGAUACACGGGUUGCUACUUUAAUUGCUGUUGACUAUGAUGGAAAUCGACGCAAUUUAGGCGGUGAUCCAGUUACUCUGAAAUUAAUCGGACCUUUAGAUGACACACAACAAGAAAGGACUGCAAAUAAUUCAGGGCAUCAAUACCAUGAAAACAAUACCAGUGAUGGAGUGCGUAUUAUUGAUCAUAAAAAUGGCCAAUACACAAUCCGUCUACGUUUAUCUAUUUGUGGCAGAUAUCGACUUCAUAUUUAUGUGUUAGGUAGACCAGUAGCAUGUAAUGGUAGUACUGGACAUAUUGACUUCUCUAUAAUAAAAAACAUUGAUCCUAUAUGUCAAUAUAGUAAAGGACCUUCAAUGCAACAGCCUGUUGCAAUUGCUGUAGAUCACCACUCCACUAGGGUGUAUGUUUUAGAUACAGGAAAUUGUCGCAUAAGAGUGCUUGAUACUCACUUAAAUUAUAUUUGUGAUAUACAAAAUAUUGAAGCUCUGCGUGGUCGUUCUUCAACUGGUAUUGGUUUAUUGAGCGAUGAAACAUUGGUUACAGUAAAUUGGCGUACAAACAUAGUGACUCAAAUGACUUUAGGUGGUGAAACAGUCAAGUCAUGGACACAUUCAAAUAUGGUUGAACCUAUGUGUGUUGUUGUGGACAGAACUUAUGAUCAUGUAUUAAUAGGCGACUCUUCGUGUAACAUUCAUGCAUUCAAAGCGACAACUGGGCAACAUCUAUUCACAAUAAAUAAUAAGAAAAGUAAUGGAAAAUCUGCUGAAUGCGUUGGUACAUUUAUGGCAAUAGGGCCAGAUUCACAGAUAAUUGUAAUUUCUGGUGUAACUACAACUGGAUGUCGUUGUUUAGAUAUAUAUUCAUGCAAAGGUACUUAUGAGCGGUCAAUAACAGUUAUGACAACAACAGAUAAAUCCACACAUCCGUAUAGCUCAUUGGCUACUUGUAACAAUUUUAUACUGGCUACUAGACGUCACUAUAACUCGUACGUCAUUGACUUAAUUGAUAUGGAAACUGAAAAAUUAAUAAACACUGUUGACUCCAAUGGCUGCAAAUUACGUCGUCCAGCUGGUAUGGUAGCAUUUUCUGAAGUUCAAGAUUCUGUUAUUGAUGAUAGUCAACAAUGCUCAUCAUAUUAUUUAUUAGUAACCGAUGUAGCAGCUGAUAGUAUAAAAAAAUAUCAAUUUUUUUAAUUAGCGUUAGUCUACAAUUUACUAAACAAAAAAAAAUACUCGUCUACUUAAUUAUUUACUUAAAACUAAGUUUAAAACCAAUUAUUUGUGUUGAAUAUUCUUUUCUCUUUAUAUUUGUGUACUAUGUUUUGUCUAGUUUAGUCAAAUUAUUUGUUAAAAAAAAAAAAAAAUUCCUGUUUUUUAAAUGAUUAGUUAACAUACUUUUAGAGAAAUAUGUCUUGGUAUUUCAUGAUCCUAUUAAAUUUAUUCAAAAACUAAAAGCUCAAUUUUUUUAAUGUAUGAUAAAAUAUUUUGACAAUUUUUUUAAAAUUUUGGUAAUGCGCAUAAAAUAUUUAGCGGUUACAACUUUUGCCUUGUUUUAUGUAU
Aphis gossypii (cotton aphid) is the source of this 4029-nucleotide messenger RNA. RefSeq names its product tripartite motif-containing protein 2-like. The record is from RefSeq and is a predicted model, not a curated record. Gene Ontology annotation, biological process: positive regulation of DNA-templated transcription. The transcript has 11 exons. Lineage: Eukaryota; Metazoa; Arthropoda; Insecta; Hemiptera; Aphididae. Gene Ontology annotation, cellular component: chromatin; nucleoplasm. Bases 1288 to 3663 code for a protein of 791 amino acids. Gene Ontology annotation, molecular function: ubiquitin-protein transferase activity.